Ceratina calcarata is the source of this 1953-nucleotide messenger RNA. Its product is annotated as RAS oncogene family member Rab39. NCBI's taxonomy places the organism in Eukaryota, Metazoa, Arthropoda, Insecta, Hymenoptera, Apidae. The record is from RefSeq and is a predicted model, not a curated record. The transcript has 3 exons. Gene Ontology annotation, molecular function: GTP binding; GTPase activity. Bases 726 to 1382 code for a protein of 218 amino acids. Gene Ontology annotation, biological process: Rab protein signal transduction.
UUUUAAGACGCAGAUCGCACAUUGCACUUUGUUUUGCGCUGGUGUACGUAAAUAAUUUAAUCUCUUAAUUAACCUUCAAUCGUCCCAACGUAAUGGAUAAACCGAGGUUUUUAUUAUCUGUAUUGUGUUGACAAAAUUGUUUCAAAAUAUUCAAUGUUGAAGUGAUCUUUCUUUUUCUUGAGCUACAUUAGUAUUCAGAAGUACUAAUUAAGUACGUAGAAGAAAUCAAUGUCUUCCUUUACUUUCUCAAUGUUCGUUCACGACAACAAACAUGUUAAACAAAAUAUGAAUAACAUACAUUGAUGAAUACAACUGCAAUUUUUUAAACUAUUUCACAUCAGUGUGAGAAAUUGAUAAGUAGUACAGUAUCUGGAGUGGAUUAUGAUUGUGUGGUUUCAUAAAUAUUCAAUGAGAUUAAAAAAGAAGAAAACAGUUAAAGACGACAAACGAUUAGAGACAACUAGUUUUUAUUGAAAAAUUGUAUUCCAUUCAAUUUCCAUGAUCCUUAAUUACGAAUAAGUCUGCGUGUUUAUUCAAUGAUUCGCACAGUAGGUAUCGUGCGCAAUAAGAAUAGUACAGUCUUGGACAAAAGUAGGAAGCUGAUGAUUAAUGUCACGGUCAGCGAGGUUCUCACUCUUGACAAGUGUACAUAAGAAAAAUCAUGAUUUUGUAAGCGAAACCGUGAACAGUGUUUUUCAAGAAAUUUAAUCGUAAUAAACGACAAGAUGGUGGAACCUAUUUUCGACUAUCAAUUUCGUUUGAUACUAAUCGGUGACAGUACAGUCGGAAAAAGUUCGUUACUGAAAUAUUUUACCGAUGGGAAGUUCGCAGAGCUUUCAGAUCCAACAGUUGGAGUAGAUUUUUUUGCUAGAUUAAUUGAUGUAAAAGAUGGGACAAGAAUAAAAUUGCAAUUAUGGGAUACAGCAGGCCAAGAAAGAUUUAGAUCAAUUACUAAAUCAUACUACAGAAAUUCUGUUGGGGCUUUACUUGUGUACGAUGUUUGUAACAGGGCAAGUUUUGAGCAUAUUCCUGAAUGGAUGAUGGAAGUUCGCAGGCAUAUUGAACCGCAUCGACCUGUAUUUGCAUUAGUAGGUUGUAAAUUAGACUUGGUUACUAAUGGAGGUAUAAGAGAAGUUUCAAAAGAAGAGGCAAGAGCUUUUGCUGAUGAACAUGGAGUGCAUCACAUUGAAACCAGCGCAAAGACUGGUGUUAAUGUUGAAGAUGCAUUUCGAACUGUUACACAAGAAGUUUAUAACAGAAUACAAACUGGUGAAUACAAAGUAGAAGAUGGUUGGGAUGGAAUAAAAACUGGAUUUGCCAGGCCUGGAGGUUUAGAUUUUAAUCUGAUUGAAGCAGAGCCUGCAAAAUCUUCUUGUUGUUAAGUUAGACUUUAAUUUGUUAUAAAGACUUAUAUUGGACUGGAAUGCAGUGGACUUUAGAUUUAUUUAGCAGAUUUUAUAUAUCGAUUUAUACACAUUGAGUACAUUCAUAAUUGUAUCAUAUUAAUUUUAAUUCAUGAACAAAACAUUAAUUAAUAAUUAAUGUUAUAUGAACAUUGCCCUCCACUGUAUUCUAAUUUUAGAUGAAAAAUUUGCUAUGAAUUUGAAUUAUUUUUACCGGAUCUUGAUUAGACACACAUUUUUUGUACAUAGCUUGUAUAAAAGAAUAAAUAUAUACUAUUGAAGCACGUAGACAUUGAACUAGAAUUGGUUUUCUUCUCACUUAAGAGACAGAAUACAUAAAUAUAAAGAAAGUUCUUGUCCAUAACAUAAAUCUAGCCAUAGAAUUUUUCAGUCUAUUUUAUCGUACGAAUUGAUUAUUUGAAUUGAUUAAACGAAAAAACAAGGGCUGUGCUUUUUUGUCGAAAUCACUUUUCAAACGCGGUUACAAAGUUGUACGAAAAGAUGUGAACUUCUUUGAUUAUAUGUAAUAUUGGAUGUUGGAUAUUUAUUU